AACAAAACAACAUUGUUACCUAUUCCAUCCUUCUAGUAUACCAGACUAACCAAAUACCAAAAACCGGCGAUUGUCAAAAAAAUAGAAAAGACCUUGUAUCAUAAAGAUGGAAUCUACUCAAUCUGUUGCUGAACCACUGGAUUUGGUUCGCCUUUCACUUGACGAAAAUGUUUAUGUAAAGUUACGAGGAGAUCGUGAAUUGAAUGGACGCCUUCAUGCUUAUGACGAGCAUCUGAAUAUGGUUCUAGGAGAUGCUGAAGAGAUCAUCACAAUUAUUGACGAAGAAGAAACCGCUACAGGAAAAGCAUUCAAACACAUUCGAAAACAUUACGAGAUGCUUUUUGUUCGUGGUGAUUCCGUUAUCCUCAUUGCACCCCCUCGUACCUAAAGUUUGACCUCCCUUCACCUGUACCACUCUGCUUUCAAUCUUUUGAUCUAUUAUUAUGAAUGUGAUAUGUUAAUUCCCAUAGCAUCCAUAUGGAGUAUUUUGUUUUGCUAGCCUGGGAUAAAUUUGGUUUUUGGGAAUUAAUUUAAAGCUCUCCAUUUUUAUUUGCCUACCCUCAUACAUUCAGACAGGAAAAGAAGUUUGAUUGGUUUAUGUCAUAUUACAAUUUAUUUGUACAUCUCAGCACCUUCUUGAUUUUAUAGAAGUCUUCGACCACUUAAACCUCUAUGCAACCUUUG
Messenger RNA from Schizosaccharomyces octosporus yFS286, 684 nucleotides. Its product is annotated as U6 snRNP-associated protein Lsm3. Lineage: Eukaryota; Fungi; Ascomycota; Schizosaccharomycetes; Schizosaccharomycetales; Schizosaccharomycetaceae. The transcript is spliced from 5 exons. The record is from RefSeq and is a predicted model, not a curated record. Gene Ontology annotation, cellular component: U4/U6 x U5 tri-snRNP complex; catalytic step 2 spliceosome; Lsm1-7-Pat1 complex. Gene Ontology annotation, biological process: mRNA splicing, via spliceosome; P-body assembly. The coding region runs from base 107 to 388 and encodes 93 amino acids. Gene Ontology annotation, molecular function: RNA binding.